AUGAAUAUAACUUUUGCAACAAUUCAUAGCAUGGUGCAGCUACCAUCCAUGGAUGCAAGAAUUACUCCGCCUCCCGAGGAGCUAAACAUUGCUAUCCCUAAGCUACAAACAUGUCCUAUUAUCCCACCUUCACCUCAAUCCCUUCCGGAUACACCACACCCAGACACACCGUCAAUUUGCAGUCCUUCUUCACGAAGGAGACGUCGACGCUCUUCCAGCUCCAAAAGCCGUCCUACACGAGAGAGUGUGAAUCAACAGCCCUAUACCAACUUUCGUCUUAUCUUUUCGCCCAGACCUUUUGAAAGUCUCUAUACAGACCGAGUGUAUCUUACUUCCUGUCUACAGCAGCAGGCUGGCCGAGCUGCAGAUCUCAUGAGACAAUAUUGCGCCGUGGAACUGCAGCUUCAGAGCCUUUUGGGUGACAAUGGUCGGCGAAAGCUGAGAAAGCAGUUGGCUCUGCUGAAGUCUAAGGUCAACCAGGCCGCUGAACAGGAGAAGGCUAUCUUCUCCCGCCUUGGUGAACUGUAUGUUGAAAUCCAGAGCCGAGAGACUUGGGCACAGAGAUGGACUCUCGAAAGCCCUAGUGUCGCAUCGUCCGUCUGCUUCAGUCCCGUUCCCUACGGCUUUACCACUCCAUUGACACCCCUGAGCGGCACUUCCGAACACUUUGCCCCCAUGGGUUACUUUGGCGAUGUGCACCAGGUCUAUGAACCACCAUACAUUCGCCAGGAGCCGACCUCGUGUGGACUGGAAACCGUCGAAGAGGCCGCAGAGGAUCUCUUUGGUCCUGAAUCUAGCUGUGAUAGCGCCGAGUCCGAGACCACCCCAGCAACUCCAACUGAUGUUGUGGCACCCUUCGUUCAGGAGAAGGACUAUGGCUCUGAACUUGGAGAGGAGUUGAGUGAUGAGCGAUUUGUUGCGCUUAGGGAGAGACGGCUUAGUCUUCCCUGUCUUCGUAAUGCUUGGCCUGAGGUUUAG
Messenger RNA from Fusarium oxysporum Fo47, 978 nucleotides. RefSeq lists its product as uncharacterized. The transcript has a single exon. Bases 1 to 978 code for a protein of 325 amino acids. Lineage: Eukaryota; Fungi; Ascomycota; Sordariomycetes; Hypocreales; Nectriaceae. The record is from RefSeq and is a predicted model, not a curated record.